Messenger RNA from Diatraea saccharalis (sugarcane borer), 3223 nucleotides. The record is from the annotation of a GenBank genome assembly. Lineage: Eukaryota; Metazoa; Arthropoda; Insecta; Lepidoptera; Crambidae.
GUCUCACUACUCCGCAGCAUUCGACUGGUGCGCCCGCGCCGCGCGAUGUGACCAACCAGUGAAGUGAACCAAGUGUACCAAGUGGAAAACUUCAUUCAGUGAUCCUCUCAGUGCAUUUUCAGAUGCCAGUAUAGCAGCAGCCAUGACGCGCGACAGUUACGAGAUGAACACCAACCGUUUGUCGCGGGGUGGAUCACUCUUCGGCACAGAUCCACAAACGCAACUCAGAACAGCUCUACGCACUAAUGAUUAUACGACUUUCAAAAAACUCCUUAGCUAUGGCGCGGUCGAUCUUGAACACGUUUAUCAAUAUCCAGAUUAUAAAUCGUGCCUCGAUUUGGCAGUUUGUGAACCUGGUAAAGAACAUUUUGUGAAACUUUUGCUUCAGCACGAGGUAAAUGUUAAUAGACUUAACGAGACGCAUGGUGCAGCACCGAUACAUUUUGCUGUAGAAAGUGGCAAUUUAGAAGCACUCAGAGAAUUAUUGGACGUCGACGGUAUCGAUGUUAAUAUUAAGAGUAAAGGUAAUACAGCUUUGCUGUUGGCCAUAAAGAAAAUCGAAGAUUUGGAAGAUGAUCGCGAGAAUGAGUUGGCCGUGUAUGAAGAUAUGAUAGAGUUACUUUUGAAAACCGGAUGCAACCCAAAUUCCCCGGAUUUAAAAGGUGUAACUCCAGUUUAUUGCGCAUCUAAACAGGGUUUAGAGAGGGUCAUAACUUUGAUUUUAGAUUAUUCCAAAGAUCCUAUAGAUCUAGACACUUACAAAGACAGAAGAGGUAAAACAGCACGUCACUUUUUAAAGGAAGCUUUUCCUCAUCUUUUGGCACGAUUCGAAUCAUCUACUGAAGUUGCCGAUACAAUUGAUAAUGAUAAAUUAUUUUCAUAUUUAAGCAGACACGAGGAAGAUAAUUUUAUUCGUGAUUUUACUAAACUGGUUAAAAAGAAUGAACAUCGAUCUGCGCUUACGGCUAAUAAUGGUAUGCACACAAUGUUACAGCUGGCAACAGAAAAGGGUCUGGAAAAAGUAGUAGUUAAUUUACUUGCGAAUGGUGCAGAUCCCAAUGCUACAUGUGCAGGAAAUACAUAUCGCCCGAUAGCUAUUGCUUGUCAAAACGGAUUCCUCAAAAUACUAAAAAAGUAUGUUGAUCACGAGUCGUCUUUAUUCGAUUCUGUUAAUGGCGAAUCCUUACUUCAGAUUACAAUAAAAGGAAUGAGGUCUUACUCAGAUCACAUCAAAAGUGAUCACAAAGGUUGCCUUAAAUUGUUGCUGGAAAACCCAAAAAUUAAUAUUAAUGUAAACCACCCAGAUAUAAAAGAUAACACAGCACUUCAUUAUGCAGCGAGAAACGGUGAUAGUGAUACAGUGUUAGAAUUAUUAAGGAAAGGGGCAUGCGUGGGACUUAGAAAUAAGUUUAACGAACCACCUCUAGCAGAUAUAAAUGCAAAAACAUUGGAAACAUAUUUGGACGAAUGUAUAACAACGAACGGUGAACGACCAAGUGACGAUGAUUACGAAAUACAUAUGAAAUAUAGCUUCUUAGUUUACCCUAAUAAUUCACUUGAAAACGAACUAAGUAAAGUACCUCUGAUGGAUAAUGCAAAUAAUAAUGGAAAAGAAUAUGAGGCUAUAUUAGCACCUGAAACUGACGCUCUCUUGUAUAUGACACGGAAUGAGGAGCUGCGUCAAUUAUUGAAACAUCCAGUUAUCACUAGUUUUUUAUACUUAAAAUGGCAGAGAAUAAGUUGCCUGUUUUACGCUAACAUUACAUUUUACUCCCUACUAUGGCUUUGUUUAAUUCUCUAUAUUAUACUUGGUUAUGGUGUCACUAAGAAACAACCAGAUACAAUAGAGGCAUUAAACGUGGUAACUAGAGUUGGUGCCAUUAUCGGUUUAAUACUUUUGAUAUUGAGAGAAACAUUUCAGUUACUUGUUUCACCAACAAGAUAUUUACAAAGUAUUGAAAACUGGAUGGAAAUAGCGUUGAUAAUUGUGACAGGGUGGAUUUUAUGUUAUGAUUCGGCACAAGAAUCAACAAAGCAACAGUUAUCAGCAAUAGCAAUUUUAUUAUCAUCAGCGGAAUUAGUUCUCCUUAUUGGGCAAUUUCCAACACUGUCAACAUAUAUUGUUAUGUUGAAAACAGUUUCCUGGAACUUCUUCAAGUUUAUGUUAUGGUACUGCAUUUUGAUAAUUGCAUUUGCAUUAAGUUUCUAUACGUUAUUUAGACAAGUGAUUAUAGAAGAUCAAGUGGCACCAAAUCCUAAUAAAUCUGAGAAAGAAGAGGAAGAAGAAGAGGAUUUCUUCGAAGAUCCAGGAAGAUCUCUUUUCAAAACUAUUGUUAUGUUGACAGGAGAAUUUGAUGCGGGAUCAAUUAAAUUUAGCACCUUUCCAGUGACCAGUCAUAUCAUAUUCAUCGUGUUCGUAUUCAUGAUCCCUAUUGUACUUUUUAAUUUACUAAACGGCUUAGCUGUCAGCGACACACAAGAGAUCAGAAAUAAUGCAGAAUUAGUCGGACAUAUUUCUCGAAUAAAACUGAUAUCAUAUUUUGAAAGUAUACUCAUCGGAAAUGCUCGUGAAUAUGCGAGGUCAACCAAAUGUUGGUUCUGGCCUUCGUAUUUACAAAAUUUACAAAUAAUCAAGCCAAAAAUGCUAUGCAUCAAACCUCUCGCGAAACGAGUAGCUUUAUUUCCGCAUUUUUUACCCAAGUACAGAAUUAUUGUGAAACCGAAUAGAGAUAACCAUAUAGAAAUACCACAUCCUGAACCAUUAGGUAAAUUCGGUGACGAUUAUGAAGACAUUGAAGGUGGUGGAUGUUGUUUUGAACGCUGCCAAAAUUACAGACUGGAUAGAAAAAUAGUUAAAAAUGCAAAAAUUAUCAUCAGUAAAAAGUCCCACGUUUCUGAAUUUGACGAGAUUAAGGAGAAAUUCGUGAAUCUGGAAAAUACAUUGAAGAAGGUGUUACAAGCUAUGGAAUCGUACCAUAAAUAAUAUCUUUGCUUAUAUUUAGUGUUAAGCUAUGAAUUCCGAUUGCUUAAAACAGUAUUAACAGAUAUAUUUUUAUAUAGUUUAUACUUAAUAUUAAGCUGCAUUAACAUUUACAAAAACUUUGAAUAUUAUUGUAUAAGUUAUGUGAAUUUGUGAUGCAAUUAAUGAUUAUACUGGAAGUUUUAUAUGGAAUGUUAAGCUUUAUAUAUUAAUGUCUGAAAUAAAUAAACAUGUAUAAAUUAC